This is a messenger RNA of Plodia interpunctella (Indianmeal moth), 2408 nucleotides long. RefSeq names its product Dead-box-1 (gene Ddx1). The record is from RefSeq and is a predicted model, not a curated record. Gene Ontology annotation, cellular component: cytosol. Bases 136 to 2322 code for a protein of 728 amino acids. The transcript is spliced from 13 exons. Gene Ontology annotation, molecular function: protein binding; ATP binding; nucleic acid binding. Gene Ontology annotation, biological process: ribosomal large subunit assembly. NCBI's taxonomy places the organism in Eukaryota, Metazoa, Arthropoda, Insecta, Lepidoptera, Pyralidae.
CGUCGUCCCGUCAUGGUUGUCGGUCGAUGAUAUGAUUGUUGUUGAACAUACCGGUUGCGGCUGCCUUGAGUGAUUUAGGCGAUAUUUUUUCUAUUUCUAGUUGGUAUUUAUAGAAUUAAUUUAGCAUAUUACAAUAUGACCGCUUUUGAAGAGUUCGGUGUAUUGCCAGAACUGGGGAAAGCCAUUGAAGAAAUGGACUGGACACUGCCCACGGAUGUCCAAGCUGAAGCUAUACCUCUAAUCCUCGGCGGAGGAGACGUCCUGAUGGCUGCUGAGACGGGCAGUGGAAAGACCGGUGCUUUCUGUUUGCCGAUAUUACAGAUAGUGUGGGAGACAUUGAAAGAUAUACAAGAGGGGAAGACAAGUAAAGUGAUACAAACAACUUCAUCAGAGUGGACGAUGUCGUUUUUCGAUCGGACAGACGCGCUGGCGGUUACGCCGGAUGGUUUACGCUGCCAGUCUCGCGAUCCGCAGGGCUGGCAUGGCUGUCGAGCCACUAAAGGAGUUCACACGAAAGGGGCCUAUUAUUAUGAAGCUACAGUCACUGAUGAAGGACUGUGCCGUGUGGGAUGGUCUACACAGGCAGCAAGGCUUGAUCUUGGUACAGACAGACUGGGGUUUGGCUUUGGUGGCACAGGCAAGAAAUCAAAUGCCAAGCAGUUUGAUGAUUAUGGCAGUGCUUUUGGAAUUAAUGAUGUUAUUGGUUGCCUGCUUAAUCUGAACAAUGGUGAAAUAAGAUACACAAAAAAUGGAGAAGAUCUGGGAGUGGCCUUCAAACUGGAUCAGUCACGGAAAUCUGAUUGCUACUUCCCAGCAGUAGUGUUGAAGAAUGCAGAAAUGAGCUUUAACUUUGGUGCUAUGCCCUUCAAGUACACACCACCUGCAGAAUAUGUAGCAGUGAAACAAGUGCCAAAAGAGUUUUUGAAAAACAAUGUCGUGGCAGCGGGUGCAAUGGCAGAGAGCAAACCUGUCAAUAACGCCCCACAGGCUAUCAUCAUUGAGCCUUCGCGAGAGUUGGCAGAACAGACUUGCAAUCAGAUCACUAAAUUUAAGAAGUAUUUGGAAAAUCCUAAAGUGCGGGAGCUGCUAGUGGUUGGCGGAGUCAAUGUGAAGGACCAGAUCAAUCAACUCAAUGCUGGCAUUGAUAUAGUUGUUGGUACUCCUGGCCGGUUAGAGGACCUUAUUCAAGGAGGGUACCUAGCUCUGACGCACUGCCGUUUCUUCGUGCUGGACGAGGCGGACGGGCUGCUGAAGGCGGGCUACGGCGAGCUGGUGGAGCGCCUUCACCGCCAGAUACCCAAGAUCACGUCCGACGGCCGCCGGCUGCAGAUGGUCGUCUGUUCGGCCACGUUGCACGCGUUCGAGGUCAAAAAGAUGGCGGAGAAGCUGAUGCAUUUCCCCACGUGGGUGGACCUGAAGGGCGAGGACGCGGUGCCUGAGACCGUGCACCACGUGGUCGUGAUGGUGGACCCGCAGCGGGACAGGAGCUGGGAGACUCUGCGCAAACACGUGCAGACAGACAGCGUGCACGCCAAAGACAAUAUCCGAAGUGGCAACACCACGCCAGAGACCUUGUCUGAGGCGAUCAAGAUUCUCAAAGGGGAGUACUGUCUCCGGGCCAUCAGGGAACACAAGAUGGAUAGGGCAAUAAUCUUCUGCCGCACCAAACUGGACUGCGACAACUUGGAGCGCUACCUGAAGUCCUACGGCAACGAGUACACGUGCGUGUGCCUCCACGGCGACCGCAAGCCGCAGGAGAGGAAGGGCAACUUGGAGAAGUUCAAGCAGAGUCAGGUCAAGUUCCUCAUCUGCACCGACGUCGCCGCCAGGGGCAUUGAUAUAUCCGGACUGCCUUUCAUGAUCAACAUGACCCUACCUGAUGAGAAGUCCAACUACGUGCACAGGAUCGGCCGCGUCGGUCGCGCCGAGCGCAUGGGUCUAGCCAUCUCGCUCGUGUCCACGGUGCCAGAGAAGGUGUGGUACCACGGCGAGUGGUGUUCCUCCCGAGGUCGCAACUGCUGGAACACCAACCUCAUCGACGACCGGCCCAAAGGCUGCUGCAUGUGGUACAACGAACCACAGUACUUGGCCGACAUCGAAGACCACCUGAACAUCACUAUUCAGCAAGUGGAGAGCGACAUGAAGGUGCCCAGCAACGAGUUCGACGGGAAGGUGGUAUACGGAGAGAAGAGGAAGCAGAUUGGCACUGGAUACCAGGAUCACGUGAGUCAAAUGGCGCCCGUAGUCCGGUCGCUACAGGAACUAGAGUCGCAGGCGCAAUUAUGCUAUCUCAAAAUGCAUCAUAAUGCCACCAUAGCGUGAUCUACACUGAAUAGUCCCCCUUGAUCUUUUACUUACAUAAUGUAUGCAAUACUAACAUAAUUUAAUAAAUUAUAUAAGUCUGAGAA